AUGACCGCCUACAGCCUCAACCUGCGCGUCUUCUGGCCGCUGGUGACCUGCGGCUGCACGGCGCUGCUGGGCCUCUUGCAAGCGCUGCGGACGCGCGCCGGGCCGGCAGGGGAGGGCGCCCCGGCGGCGCUGCUGCUGAAAGGCGCGCUGCUGCUGCUGGCGCUGCUGGCCUGCCUGGCACUGCGCUACCGGGCCCGAGGGCGGCGCGGGGCCCCGGAGAGCCCCGUGGGCGAAAGGAGCCCGGCGGCGGCCCGGCCCGGCGGGCGGCGGCGGCGGCGCGAGGCGCUGGAGGAGUUCCACGAGCGGCAGCUGCGCCUCUCGCCCCACGUGCUGGGCCACAGCAAGGCGCACGUCAGCCUGGUGGUGGGCGAGGUGGUGCGCGCCGGCAAGGCGGCCGGCCGGCUGGCGCUGCGCGGGGACUUCGUGCAAGUGGGCAGCGCCUACGAGCAGCACAAGGUGCGCAGCCCGGACGCCUUCGACGUGCUGGUGCCGCUGCGCCUGCCGCCCCGCCUGGCGCUCCGCGUGGAGCCGCGCCGGAGGGAGGCGGCGGCGGCGGGCCUUCGCGGCGCCUUCGCCUGCGCCCUGGAGGUGGCGGCGGCGGCGGCGGCGGGCGGGCUGAGCGAGGCGCUGUGCGUGGAGCGGCCGGCCGAGGGCGGACGCCGCCUGUCGGCCGCGCUGGUGCUGCGCUGGUUCCAGGGCCACGUGCAGCGCUGCCUGGGCGCCGUGCGCUCCCGCCUGCAGGAGCGCGUCCGCGUCAGCCUGGCCGUCGGGCCCGGCCGCCCGCUCACCUUGCACGUCGCCCCGCGCUCGGACUACGUCUGCUGCCACCUCUCGCUGGCCGUGCGCCUCAUCCCGGCCAUCCCCUUGGGCGAGGCGCUCUUCCUCACCGCCCUGCCCGCCGCCCAGCCGCCCGCCCCGGGCCAGCUGGCCUCCCUCUGGACGCUCAACGUUUCCAAGCCGGAGCAGCGCCUGCUGGGCUGGCUGAAAGAGCAGGGCGCCGGCGACUCCUGCCACCUCAAGUGCCUGCAGAUCCUCAAGGGCCUGAGGGACCUGGGAGGGCGCGCCUUGGAGCAGCCCCUGGCCUCGCAGUGGGCCCGCGUCCUCUCCUCCUACGUCCUCAAGACUGCGCUUCUCUCCCUCCUCUUGCGAGGAUCCUUGCACACCUGGGCGGACCAGUUUCUGGUGGAGAGGCUGGAGGACUUGGUCCAGUUCCUCCAGGACAGCCUGCGCCAGCGCAUCUUGCUGCACGUUUUCCUGGGCAACACCCGCCUCCCUGAAGCCCUGAGCCUCCCCAAGUUUCUCAAGGAAGCAACUCCUGUCAACCUGCUGGCAGACUUCGACGGUCCCACCUUAGACAAGGUGGCCGACCAUCUCCUGAACACAUGGUGGCAGGCACCCAAAAUCAUCCGAAUGUACAGUGGCCAUAGGUACAGGAGGACGCAUCCUGUCUGAGACAGUGAUCCGGAGUCUCGGAUGCAGCUGCAUAUAAGCAGGCAGCUUUAUAUGUGACACUAUCCAUAUAUAGAAGGGAUGUCGUCUUUGUGGGUUCAUUGUAUGAGUUUCAUUCACAUACAUUUACAUAUCACAAAAAGUGUUCCAAAAAUUAUAUUUUUAGGUGAUGAGUGCCCUUCUUUGGAGCAGGCAUUGUAUUAGAAGAGGCAUUCUUUCUCUCACACAAGAGGGAAUGCUUCUUCCCAAGUGUAAUUUGCCACGUGUGGCUUUCACGCACACCACACAUUUGCAUAAGAGCAGUCUUUCCAGAGAUGGAAAGAACAGACCUCUUUUGCUUUAAAUGA
Messenger RNA from Eublepharis macularius, 1796 nucleotides. RefSeq names its product ITPRIP like 2 (gene ITPRIPL2). The record is from RefSeq and is a predicted model, not a curated record. NCBI's taxonomy places the organism in Eukaryota, Metazoa, Chordata, Lepidosauria, Squamata, Eublepharidae. Bases 1 to 1452 code for a protein of 483 amino acids. The transcript has a single exon.